Perca flavescens (yellow perch) is the source of this 2532-nucleotide messenger RNA. RefSeq names its product X-ray repair complementing defective repair in Chinese hamster cells 4 (gene xrcc4). The coding region runs from base 153 to 1157 and encodes 334 amino acids. Gene Ontology annotation, biological process: response to X-ray; positive regulation of ligase activity; double-strand break repair via nonhomologous end joining. The transcript has 8 exons. Gene Ontology annotation, molecular function: DNA binding. NCBI's taxonomy places the organism in Eukaryota, Metazoa, Chordata, Actinopteri, Perciformes, Percidae. The record is from RefSeq and is a predicted model, not a curated record. Gene Ontology annotation, cellular component: DNA-dependent protein kinase-DNA ligase 4 complex; nucleus; DNA ligase IV complex.
UCGACGCUGAUUUCUUCUGCUGCGUCGCUUGACGAUGACGCAGCAGCUAACCGGUAGACAUGCGAGUUGUUUUUAAACGUUCUCCCAAUACAUGCAUGGUGUUAAACCGGAGAGAAGAUUAAAACAAAGCGUCUGCAGGGGAAGCUGCAGGGAUGCACGUGUCGGUGCGGGAAGUCCACGUUUCGUCGGAGCCGGACUCCUCCUUCUUCCUGCGGGUGGACUGGAAGGGGCGGGGCUUAGGUUCGGGCUUCCAGGUGCUGCUGACUGACGGGCAGGACGCUUGGAGAGGAGACGUGAGCGAGGCUGCGGUGUGCCAGGAGGCGGAGGAGCUGGAGAUGGCUCCGGAGAGGUACAUCCUGGACCUGGAGCAGGCGCUCACCGGGACCCAAAGCUCCGCCACGUACAGCUUCACGCUGGCGCCGUCUCCCCCCGACCGCCGCGCCGCGCUCACACUGGCCUACGAGAAGGUUCAGAAGGACAUCUCUUUUCGCUUGGGUUCUGUUCUGCUGAAGGCCGUCCCGGAGCCGGCGGAGGCUGUGAGCGAGUUCUUGAUCCACAGCCUGCAGCGGGGAAACAAACUGGAGCGCCUUAACCAAAAACUGGACGAGGAGAACCAAAGACUGAGACAAGAACAGCAACGCAUCACUACAGAAUUGAAGCGUUACGCCGAGGGUAAAGAAACCCUGGAAACAGAGCUGUACUCUCGGUUUGUUUUGGUCCUGAAUGAGAAGAAAGCUAAGAUCCGAAGUCUACAGGAAGCUGUCACACACCUGCAGGAAACCAGUUCGAGAGGACAGAAAAAGGAGGAUUCAGUCAAAUCGGACCGGACGGCCGGUCAGGAAGAGGAUGACUACGAAGGAAGUACCGAUGAGGAGCCGGAGGAAGUGAAGUCAACGGCAGCAGCCUCCACGUCAUCGACCCGGGGACGCUCCUCUGCGAGCCCAUUGGACGACAGCCUGAAGGACAUCCCAGACGUGGCCCCCUGUCGCAAGCGGCGCCUCCGCCACCUCGAGGCGCCGGACGCCGAGCAACCGAGCUCCCACAGAAAGAGGACCAACCCCCAAGGAGGAUCCAGUAAGCAUCAGAUUCCCCCGCAGCGCUCUACAGAUGCUGCUGCACCAAAUGCUAACGUUGAGGAUCUGUUUGAUGACUUUUGACUGGACUGUACAGAGAGAGAGUGUUUAUUGGUUGGUAAAUGUUUCAUAUUUUUAUACAGACUAUAUAUAUAUUAAGGGUCAUGGAUUGCAGUGGAUUUGUUAAUUUAAUUGUUACUGUAGCAACGUACAGAUGGGUGACAAAUGGAGGGGGAAGUGGGAUGUCGCUCCAGCCUCCACAACAGCUUCACAGUUUCUUUUUUGUAGAAAGUGAAACUGUACUGAAGGAAAAUCAUUCUUCCAAAAAUAUUCCCUCAUUUUGUGUUUUGAUGGGUGUUCAACCACUUCAAGAAUACCUAAACUCGAGAACAACCUAAGGAUCCUAAAGUAUCUAAAUAACUUUAAAACACACUAAAGGAUAGCUAGAACCAACUAAAUUAACUUUAAAACACCCUCAGCGAUAGGUAGAUCCACCUAAAUGAAGUUUAAAACACCCUGAACGAUGGGUAUAACCACCUACAUUUACUUUAAAACAUACUAAACAAUGACUAGAACCACCUAAAUGAACUUUAAAACACACUAAAGGAUGACUAGGUCCCCCUAAAUUAACUUUUAAACGUCCUACAGGAUAGCUAGAACCACCUAAAUGAAUUUAAUAGCACCCUAAAUGAUAGCUAAAACCGCCUAAAUGAACUUUAAUACACCCUACAGGAUCUCUAAAACCACCUACAUGAACUUUAAAACACCCUAAAGGAUAGCAGGAUCCACCCAAAUGAACUUAAAACACUUAAUGAUUGCUAGAACCACCUAGAGAUCCAUUGAAACCAUUCAAAAUGAUCUCUGGAACCAUUUAAAGAUCAUAAAAGAUCACUAGAAUUAACCAAAUAAACCUUUUAACAUUUUAAUGAUUGCUUGAAACUACAAAAAUGAGCCCUUGUACCUCCUACGGGACUAUUGAACAAUCUAAUGCAGGGGUCUUCAACGUUUUUAGGCCAAGGACCCCUCAGCUGAAAAAGACACGGAGCAGGGACCCUUUACUAAAUAUAAUGUAUAAAAUUGAGUUGCAUAUUAAACUGGACCUAAAAUAAUGUGUAGGGUGGCCUAGAGCCUUUAUAUGCCUUUUUAUGGUGCAUACAAUACUAAGCUAUUAACAUAACAUCUAAAGCCCAGUUCGGACCUGAGAUGCGAGAUACGAGACGAGUUUUCAACAUGACAUCAUGACUUCGCGUAAACAUACACGCCCACUUUCUUAUGCCAAGUGGCAUGUUAUCUGUACGCAUGUUAAGCUAUCCACUUGUAUGUCCACACUGUAUACAGUAGACGUAAAUGUACACGCCACUUCCUCCAAGUGCCGUGUUAUCUCUUAAACAUACACGCCCACUUUCUUCAGCCAAAUGCCGUGUUAUCUGUACACAUUUUGAGUGCCGUAUAUAGUGGA